CGUGUUUCGCCGCGUGUACGUCCGGCCGGCAUCUUGUUCAGUGUAUCGUUCGCGCGAACACAAGCUGGCGCGCAUCGUGUUACGUAAUUAGAUAAAUUCAAAAUGACUCCUGUUCACGAAGAUUGGUCGGAGGCGAGUUGCGUACAACUUAUACGAGAGUUCAGAGCUAGACCGAUUCUAUGGGACACGAAAAAUCCUUUUUUCUUCAAGAAAACUAUGAAGCCAGAAUUAUGGGAAGAGGUUGGCCGAUCGUUGAACGUAUCUGGGGAUGCUUGCAAACAUAAGAUGUCGAUACUAUUGUCUUCGUUCAGAAGGGAAAAGGCCAAGAUUAUGCGCAGUAUUAAGGGUGGAAAGGAUUUAAGUAAAAUGUACAAAAGCACGUGGUUCGCAUUUAAAGAAAUGUCCUUUCUUAUGGACAAAGAUACAGAAAGAAAAAGACAGUCAACGGCCACAGAUGACGACGACGAAGACGACGCUCCGACUCUUAAAAAAGUCUUAUUAAAACACCACAUUCAGCCACCAAUAAGCAAAAUGGCACAAACAAAUCGACAAUCGGCGGCGAUUCACAAAGAGAUAUCGAAAAUAAUAAACAAAGUACCAGUUUCAAAUGAAAUGCCACAAAAACAAAAUACGACUCAAACUAUUCAACCCUCUCCUGGUCCCAGUGAAGUCACAUCUGAGAGUGACGAAGAAAUAAAAUCGUUUGCAAAUUUCAUAGCGUUUAAAAUGAGGAAAUACCCGGAGGCGACAAAGAAUGCGGUACAGCAAGAAAUAUGCAACAUUAUAUUUAGAGCUGAUCAAAAUUAUUUCGAAAAAUGCUAUGAACAAUACAUGGAUAGCGACGAUGACCCUUUAGACAAGACAGUGACACAGAUACUGCAGUAUGAUCUUGAAACUCAACCAAAAAUUGAAACAGAAUCUGACAUUAGUGAUUAAUGAUAGUUGACAAUGUAAGGAUCUCAUGUGACAGAGAUAAUAAAUGGUCUACAAGCUAAUUACUGGCAGUACAAAA
Achroia grisella is the source of this 1012-nucleotide messenger RNA. RefSeq lists its product as uncharacterized. The transcript is spliced from 3 exons. The record is from RefSeq and is a predicted model, not a curated record. The coding region runs from base 103 to 936 and encodes 277 amino acids. Lineage: Eukaryota; Metazoa; Arthropoda; Insecta; Lepidoptera; Pyralidae.